AUGGGUGAUCAAAUAACUUGUAAAUACUGGAUUGCCCAAAAAAGCUGUCCAAAAGAAGAUAAGGUCUCUCCAGAUGAUUGACGUGACACAAUUUGCCAGUCACCAGCCCCAUUGGAAGAAGCUGAAGAAGUUAUGUUCACUGCUAUAUCAACAAGCCAGACACCACCGUUAGCAUCAUCCGAAAGCGAUUCGGACACUCAGUUAGAACUCGAUUUGUCGUUGAAAAAUCGUUCGACGAUCGCUUUGACGUCGUCUGGAUACGGGUCGUCGCUAGCAUCAAGCGAAUCCGAUCCGGAGACGAUCGAACAGGUGGGUGGUACUGGACCAGAUCGUCUUCGAACAAAGAGCAUUUAG
Messenger RNA from Angiostrongylus costaricensis, 354 nucleotides. Lineage: Eukaryota; Metazoa; Nematoda; Chromadorea; Rhabditida; Metastrongylidae. The record is from the annotation of a GenBank genome assembly.